GGCGAUUCGACAUUAUCAUCUAAGGAGAAAGGAUGGUAUGGUUCCCAUUGGGUACAUGCGCUCAUGGUGCCGCUGGAUCAACUACCUCAACCCUGUCGCCUAUGGGUACGAAUCUCUAAUGGUCAACGAGUAUCACGCCCGGAGAUUCACUUGCUCUUCGUACAUCCCCGUCUAUGAGGCUUCCGUGGCCACCAGUAUGGUUUGUGACGCUAUUGGCGCGGUGCGUGGACAAGCUGCCGUCAAUGGAGAUGCUUAUAUCACCUCGGCCUACAGCUACCACCAUAGUCACAAAUGGCGCAACGUCGGCAUCAUCAUCGCCAUGAUAAUUUUCAAUCAUCUGGUCUACUUCCUCGCGAGCGAGUACACCACAGCCAAAAGGUCCAAAGGGGCACUCUUGGUCUUUCGACGGGGGUUUAUUUCCCGAUCUCCCCGGCGGGCCAAGGGGGACAUCGAAAACCUGCCUUCGGGCCAGGUGGCCGCAAUGCUUGAAAAGCCAAGCAAUCACAGCGAUUCCAGUCGCGAAGCAGUCUUUGACGGCUCAAGAAGUGUGUCCCACUGGAGUGAUGUCUGUUAUGAAAUGAAGAUCAAGGGCAAGCCCCGGCGCACUCUGGACCUUGUCGAUGGCUGGGUGAAGCCGGGCACAUUGACAGCCCUAAUGGGGGUGUCCGGUGCGGGCAAGACAACCCUGCUAGACUGUCUUGCAGACCGUCACACUGGGGAGGGUGUACUCACAGGUGAGAUGCUGGUCGAUGGGAAGCUGCGCCAUGAGAGCUUCCAGCGCAAGACUGAGUAUGUGCAACAGCAAGAUCUACACCUGGAGACGAGCACCGUCCGUGAGGCUUUGGCCUUUUCUGCACUUUUUCGCCAGCCAAAAAGUGUUCCGGAAGCGGAAAAGCUGGCCCAAGUCGAUGAGGUGGUCGAGCUCCUCGACAUGCAGGAGUACGCAGAUGCUGUUGUUGGCGUUCCCGGAGAAGGCUUGAAUAUUGAGCAACGCAAGUGUCUUACCAUUGGCGUUGAGCUCGCCGCUAAGCCACCUCUGAUACUCUUUAUUGACGAGCCCACGUCGGGGCUGGACUCUCAAACCAGCUGGGCGAACCUCGACCUGUUUGUCAAGCUCUCCAGGGCGGGUCAAUCCAUCAUUUGCACAAUCCACCAGCCUUCUGCCAUGUUGUUCCAACGCUUUGAUUGCUUGUUACUUCUUGCUGAGGGGGGGAAGACUGUGUACUUCGGUGAUAUCGGACCCAAUUCCAAAACCCUGGUGGAGUAUUUCGAAAGCCAUGACGCCAAGCCUUGCCCUCCGAAUGCCAACCCGGGCGAAUGGAUGCUGGAGGUCAUUGGAGCCGCCCCUGGCUGCGAGUCAGACGUCGAUUGGCACGAGGUCUGGCGCUCCAGCCAAGAAUACCGUAAUGUUCAGGACGAGCUGGUCCGACUUCGGUCGUCAACGACCCCUCAACCUCUGGUCAAUGACAAUCACGAUUUGGCGACCUAUCAGGAAUUUGCGGUCUCUCCAUGGCGUCAAUUUAUCUUGGUUGCCGCCGUUCGGUCCCAAAAUCAGAUAUUUGCAAUUUUCGAACUGAUGAGCAUCGUGGGGCAGCUGGUUGACCAGCAAUUUCCACACUUCAUCGCGCAGCGCUCUCUUUACCAAGCUCGCGAGCGGCCGGCCAAGACCUACAGCUGGCAAGUGUUUAUCCUGAGCCAAAUCCUGGUCGAGAUCCCCUGGUACACGCUGGCCUCCGUCCUCAUGUGGGCAUUUUCCUACUUUCCCGUGGGGCUCUAUACGAAUGCCGACGCAGCCGGCCAGGGCACGGAGAAAGGAGUGCUCAUGUGGCUCCUCUUCUGGGUGUUCCUGCUGUGGGUGUCGACCUUCGCGCACUUGUGCAUCUCAUUUACCUCCUCAGCCAAUGACGGAGGCAAUGUGGCUAAUUUCAUGUUCGUCCUGGCCUUCAUUUUCUGUGGGGUGCUGGCGUCCCCGGACCAGAUGCCUCGGUUCUGGGUCUUUCUGUAUCGUGGCUCGCCUCUGUCCUACUACGUUGCAGCCGUUCUGUCGACAGGUCUGGCCAAUGUUAACGUGGCAUGUCCGAGCAAUGAGUUUACCGUGCUGGAUCCACCCCCGAGCCAGACGUGUGGGGAGUACCUGGCCGAUCAUAUAUCCAUUGCGGGGGGGUAUCUGCUCGACGCGAAUGCCACGAGCAAUUGUCAAUACUGCAAGGUCACGGAGACUAACCGCAACUUCAGCAUCAUGUGGGUGUAUGUGGCCUUCAAUGUGGUUGGGGCGCUGGCCUUGUACUGGCUGGCCCGUGUGCCCAAAGGAAACAAGGUGUCGAAUCACGGAUCUUCGCCAGAGUAG
Aspergillus japonicus CBS 114.51 is the source of this 2347-nucleotide messenger RNA. RefSeq lists its product as uncharacterized. NCBI's taxonomy places the organism in Eukaryota, Fungi, Ascomycota, Eurotiomycetes, Eurotiales, Aspergillaceae. Bases 38 to 2347 code for a protein of 769 amino acids. Gene Ontology annotation, cellular component: membrane. Gene Ontology annotation, biological process: transmembrane transport. The record is from RefSeq and is a predicted model, not a curated record. Gene Ontology annotation, molecular function: ATP binding; ATP hydrolysis activity; ABC-type transporter activity. The transcript has 5 exons.